Indicator indicator is the source of this 4062-nucleotide messenger RNA. It is a transcript of the gene RTEL1, whose product is annotated as regulator of telomere elongation helicase 1. Gene Ontology annotation, cellular component: nucleus. Gene Ontology annotation, biological process: negative regulation of DNA recombination; DNA repair; DNA replication. NCBI's taxonomy places the organism in Eukaryota, Metazoa, Chordata, Aves, Piciformes, Indicatoridae. The record is from RefSeq and is a predicted model, not a curated record. Gene Ontology annotation, molecular function: hydrolase activity, acting on acid anhydrides, in phosphorus-containing anhydrides; ATP binding; DNA helicase activity. Bases 2 to 3673 code for a protein of 1223 amino acids. The transcript is spliced from 33 exons.
CAUGCCCAGGCUAACACUGAAUGGCAUCACAGUGGAUUUCCCUUUCCAGCCCUACCCUUGUCAGAAGGUCUACAUGGAAAAGGUGCUGGAGUGCCUGCAGAAGAAGGUAAAUGGCAUUUUGGAGAGUCCCACAGGGACAGGCAAGACCCUCUGCCUGCUGUGUUCCACGCUGGCUUGGCGAGAGCACUUCAGAGACUCCAUCUCAGCCAGGAAGAUCGCGCAGCGGCUGGGUGGGGGGGAGCUGUUCCCUGACAGACCUCUGUCCUCCUGGGGCACUGCUGCCACUGAUGAGGAUGCCUCAACUUAUUACACUGAUGUUCCCAAAAUAAUCUAUGCCUCCAGAACUCACUCACAACUUACACAGGUCAUUAAUGAACUGAAGAACACAGUCUACAGGCCAAAAAUCUGUGUUUUGGGUUCCAGAGAACAGCUUUGCAUCAAUCCUGAAGUGAAGAGGCUGGAGAGCAACCACAUGCAGAUCUACAUGUGCAGGACCAAAGUGAUGAGUCGUGCCUGUCACUUCUACAACAACGUGGAAGAGAAGAGUACAGAUAAAGAACUGAUGAAAUCAAUCAUGGAUAUUGAAGACUUGGUUAAAAAUGGAAGCAAGCACAGAGCUUGUCCUUACUACCUCUCUCGGAACCUGAAGCAGCAGGCAGAUGUCAUUUUCAUGCCUUACAACUAUUUGCUAGACUCAAAGAGCCGUAAAUCACACAACUUAGACCUGAAGGGGACUGUGGUGAUCCUUGAUGAAGCUCACAAUGUGGAGAAAUUGUGUGAGGAGUCAGCAUCUUUUGACUUGACCCCCUAUGACCUGGCUUCAGCAGUGGAUGCUCUCAGUGUUGUGCUGGAAGACCAAGCCAAAGUUGUGCAGCAGAAUGAAAUCAAUGCUGAGUUCAACAUGGACUUGGCCACUUCAGGGCUGGACAUGGAGCUUGAAGAUAUAGCAAAGAUCAAGAAAAUUCUUCUGCAGCUGGAAAGUGCCAUUGAUGCAGUGGAGCUGUCACCUGAUGACACUGGAAUCACCAAAGAGGGAAGUUACAUCUUUGAUCUGUUUGCACAAGCCCAAAUCACAUUCCAGACUAAAUCCUCACUCUUGGAGUCUCUGGAGCAGAUCCUACAGUACCUCUCAAGUCGUACUGGGCUGUUUGUCAAUACAUCUGGAUUGCACAAGCUCUCAGAUAUUAUCCAGACAGUGUUCAGCAUUGAUCCCCCAGAAGGCAUAACAGGUUUCAAGCCACAUCAGUUGAUAUCCAAAUACUACAAGGUCCACAUUCACCUGGGUAACAGCAGUGAGAAAAAGAAAGAGAGGACAGAUCUCUGGACUUCAUCUGCAAAAAAAGAAGGAAAGACCUUGAGCUAUUGGUGCUUCAGCCCUGGGUACAGCAUGCAGGAGCUGGUUCACCAGGGGGUCAGGUCCAUCAUCCUCACCAGUGGGACUCUCUCCCCCCUCUCCUCAUUCACAAUGGAGAUGCAGAUCCCUUUUCCUGUUUGUUUGGAGAAUCCUCACGUUAUCAGCAAACACCAGCUCUGGGUUGGGAUCAUUCCUAAGGGACCUGAUGGAACUGAGCUUGCUUCUAACUAUGAAAGAAGGUUUUCAGAGGAUUAUUUAUCUUCUCUGGGGAAAACAGUUGGUAACCUGGUGCGAGUUGUCCCACAUGGCAUGCUGGUCUUCUUCCCAUCCUAUCCUGUCAUGGAUAAGAGCCUGGAAUACUGGAGAGAGCAUGAUCUUGCUAAAAGAAUAGAAGAAGUGAAGCCCAUGUUUGUGGAACCCAGGAACAAAGGAAGCUUUGCAGAGGUGAUGGAUGCCUACUAUGAUAAAAUUGUCUGUCCUAAGUCCACUGGAGCUACUUUCUUGGCAGUGUGUCGAGGGAAGGCCAGUGAAGGCUUGGACUUUGCAGACGUCACUGGGCGAGGAGUUGUCAUCACUGGGCUUCCCUUUCCCCCUCGGAUGGAGCCCAGAGUUGUGCUGAAGAUGCAGUUCCUGGAUGAAAUGAGAAGUAGUGCUGCAGGUGCACAGUGUUUGUCUGGCUGGGAGUGGUACAACCAGCAGGCUUCCCGUGCUGUCAACCAGGCCAUCGGCAGGGUGAUCAGGCAUCGCCAGGACUAUGGUGCCAUCUUCCUCUGUGACCAGAGGUUCACAACUGGUGGUAUAAGAGGCAAGCUGCCCUCCUGGGUCCGGCCCUAUGUGAACGUCUAUGAGAACUUCGGGCACGCGGUCCGGAGCGUCUCUUCCUUCUUCCGUGUUGCUCAGGAAACUAUGCCCCCACCCCUGCUACAGCGUCCCUCCAGCUCUGCUGAUUCACUGGACGAGAGCAGCACAGAACCAUCCACUUCAUCUGAGCAGAUCCUCUCCCUGCAGAAAGCCAAAAACCUGGAUGACCAUGUUCCCAGUUUGAAGAGGAGAAAAAAGGUAAAUGGAGAUGAAGCAUCCAGCCUGUGCAUGGAGUAUGAAGAAGAACUCUUCUCACCUAGAAGGAAGUGUGUUGGGCUCUUGGAUGCCUUGGAGCACAAUGAGAAGAGCAGUGAAGAUGCAGACGAAGGAGAUGACUUGCCAGGAGAGGAGGAGGCACAACUUCUAUCAAGAGAGGAGCAGAAAGGAGGAAGGAAGAAGAUCAAGCUUGUCAGCAAUGCACAAGCCCAGAGGACCCCAGAGCGGAGUGACCCCAAGACCCGAGCUGCCUUCUACAUUGCUGCAGUGAAGGAGACCCUCAGCCAACAGAACUUUCGGUUCUUCUCUAGGGUUCUUCAGAACUACAAGGUGACAAAUGACUUUGAUGCCAUGCUGGCUCAGCUGGCCUCUCUCUUUGCAGAGGAUGCAAGCAGGCAUUCCUUGUUACGAGAUUUUUACCAGUUUGUUCGACCUCAACACAAAAAGCAGUUUGAUGAAGCCUGUUGCAGUCUGACUGGACUGGGUUGUGGCUACAAACCUGAGCACAGCCUCCUGCAUCAAGAAGAGAGGGAGAUGUUAGCCAAGGAAGGAGCCUGUGGUGAUUCCACCCAAAGGGAACCCAGGGAGGAGAGAGCUGCAUUCUCAAAGGACUCCUGUGCCCACCUGAAUCCUGGGCUCCACAUGAACCAAGGCCAGUCCCACUUGGCAACAGGGCUGCAGAGUGCAGGAAGAAGAUGCAGGAGGAGGAGAACUGCAUUCUCAAAGGACUCCUGUGCCCACCUGAAUCCUGGGCUCCACAUGAACCAAGGCCAGUCCCACUUGGCAACAGGGCUGCAGAGUGCAGGGCAGAGUGCUGCUGGAGCUCCCAAAGACACUGAGAAAGCUUCAAGCUCGAGGAGAGAUCACCAGGAGGGGCUCAGCUCUGCAUAUCUCAGUGAGGUGAAAAGGGCUUUGCCCCCAGGCAGCUACAGCCAGUUCUGGGAAGCCUUGCUGGCUUACAAGACGACAGACAACUAUGAUGCCAUGGUGCCAGUGAUCGUAGCCCUCACCACGGAGAGGCCAGAGGACUUUCAUCUCCUACGAAGGUUUGGCAUGUUCGUGCGUCCUCACCACAAGGAGAGCUUCAGACAGCUGUGCAGAGACCUGGCUGGCAUGGACUGUGCGGAGGAGAAGCAGUGCCAGCAGGACCUGCAAGGUGAAGGCAGUGCUCAGAGCUCAGAGAGCUGGGGCUUGAAAAGAGCCACUUGCAAGGCUGGGAAUGAAGAUUGGUCUGAGAAGUAGAAUCUUAUUUAUUAUGCUACUGGCUGGUGUCCAGCAGCCUCAGCUGGGAGCCAUGACCUGCCUGCACUAGAGCAAAGCAACUGCCCCUGCCCAAACUGUGUUCAAAACCAAACAGGUGCAAGAGAAAAGGGAAUGGGAGAUGAGAAGUGCAAGGAAACAGGAAAUAAGUCAAAGUCCUGCCUGUGUUACGGGGAAGGGCAGAGCUCUUGCUUCUGAGAGGGAUGGGAGCAAGGGUGGAUCAAGAUCCACUUUGUCCAGGAAGAAUUCCCCCAGAACUAUUAAAAUAGUUCCCUUUCAGUGUUUGAAAGCACUGUUCUGUUCUGUUGCCAAGCACUGUGGCAUUACAAACAAUUCUUAAGCUGUGUUUUGAUUCUUGUACAAUAAAAAAC